Molecule: messenger RNA, 3672 nt
Organism: Carassius carassius (crucian carp)
Lineage: Eukaryota; Metazoa; Chordata; Actinopteri; Cypriniformes; Cyprinidae
Product: separin-like
Exons: 23
Biological process (GO): meiotic chromosome separation; proteolysis
Cellular component (GO): cytoplasm; centrosome; mitotic spindle
Molecular function (GO): cysteine-type endopeptidase activity
Source: RefSeq, a predicted model, not a curated record
AUGAAGUACUUGAGAACAGAGGAGUACGUCCAACAGUUAUCUUGUGUAAAGGACACUGUAGUUCUUCACAAUGAGCUGAAGAAACAUGUGGAUGAUGGCUUUGGUCCAUAUGGCCGCACAAUGUGCGAUCGUAUCAUCCGGGCUUGCAACCAGCAACUGGGAAGUGUGUCUUUGGACCCUGUCCAUCAGGAGCAUAUAGUGGAGUUGGUGGACCUGAUGGAAGACUUUCAUGUUCUAGUGCGGAAUUGCUUCGCAGUGCUGUGCAACAGUCUGCUGUCCAACAGAGCGAAUGGCUCCACCCUCCUUCCACGGGACAGACUUCACUGUCAGCUGCAAGCUUUAACUUUCAGACUCCUAGAACAAGGAUCCAGCUCAGCCUCUUUCCCAUCUAAAGUUCCUAUCUUUAUAGAGGAAGUGUUAGUAGAGUAUGAAAGAUCGUGUGGGAGUUUUACUCAUGAUGAUGAGAAUUUUCUGUCCUCUGAAUUACGAGAACUGUACUUCGGCCCUUUAAUCAAUCCGCAAGACUCUGCACUGACGUGUCUCUCACUAGCAGUGCGGUGUGAGGUUGUGUUUAAGGUUUGUAAACUGCUCUGCAAGAGUCGGUUUUCAGCCGAGGUUGUUGGAUUGCUGCGUGGUGCUCUGGGGGGUGUUGAUGGACACGUGGGUCUGCGUUUGGCUUUGAGCCUUGCAGAUCGCGCAGUGCAGCUGCAGACUGCAUUAAGCUUAGGAGGUGAAUGAAGUAAGGCUUUCACUGAAUGUGCACGUUCCCUCAGAGGGCUGCCCCGUGUCAUGUCGGCUGCAGAGUCCUUAUUAGAGGCUUGUCAGUUGGUGGUUUGGGCACUGGAAGCUGGUCAGUGUAAAGGGAUGGAUAUAACUACAUUGCUGGCUUGCUUUUCAUUUUUGGAAGAAUAUCAGGAACUUCUGCUCACACAGCAAAAAAACUCCUUUUCACAGCAGGUGCAGUACUCGCUUUGUUUCAGUUCUUACCAGGGCUUCAUUAGCACGUAUGAUAGUCUUCAUGCAUCUCAGGUGUCUGGGGGUGAUGCUCUGGACAGAGUCCUAUUGUACUGUCAGGCAACAGCAGGACGGAUGCUUGCUGAACUGCGGACACUCAACAACGACAAUUUCUUACUUAAAGCAGUGUGUGCAGUGAAUAAUGUGGUAUAUGAGCUGUUUAACAGGAAACUGUAUGAGGGAGCCUUUGGUUUGGCUGUGAUUGUGUGUCAGGAGCUGUGUAAGGACUGCCCAUCCUCUCUUCCUGUGGAUAGGGUCAACCGCUGUUUCACGCUGACAGUGCAGUGUAGCCGGCGCGGGGGUCAGAUGGAGCGUGCUCUAGACUGGAUUGUGCACUGGAUUCGGGUUUUGGGCACACAGAUUUGUCGCUGGGUUUUUUUGGUCAGGACUUUGAGGGAUGGAUUAGGAGAAGCAAUAGCGGAUGAAGAGGUGAUGAUGUGUUUGUUAGAAGAGGAGUUGCGUUUGUAUAAGGAGCAGACUGGAGACACAGCCCAGGAGCGCUACAACACACUCUGCGACCUCUUGGACAUUUGCCAUGAAGAAACCCCACACACACUGAGACGGGCUACAUAUUUAUUUGACUUUACCCAUGAGGCUUUGAGGUUGCUGGAGGUGGAGCCAGAGACAGCAGAGAAUGCUGAUAGGCUGAAGGAUGAGAAGGCACACGCCUCCCUGUGGCUCUACAUCUGUACUCUUGAGACCAAUUUGCAGGAGGCUGUGGACACAGAGAAGCGAUUGCGUGCAGUGCAGGAAGAGAAUAAAAUGGAGGUGAAUAUGGAUCCUGUUCCCACUAAUGAUCUGGAGUAUGAAGACAAACAGAAAUUACUAGAGAGCCAGUUAGUAUAUGAUGGACUACGCUUCAAUCUACUGGCUCAAUGCAUUAGAGACCCUAAACUCACUGCUUCUUCCAUGACACUGAUGGCUGCCCUCUACACACUUAUGGGCAAACAACUGAAAGCUCUGGAGGGAUAUCAGCUCGCUGCUGCUCUUUUCCAUAGCCUCGGUGAUGCCCAGAAUAGUGCAAAUGCCUUUUGCCACUCCGCCAGGAUCCUGCUGUAUCUGGGCUCUCCUCAGCUUGCAGAGGUGGAGACUGAAGACUUCAGACAAGGCUCAAUAGUGAUGAUGUUGCCUGGUGAUGAUGUUGUUGGGCAACGGGUUUUACGGAGCCCCUGGACCAAACACAGACACACGCUUUGUAGAUCUAGGAUGGUGAUUGUGAGGAGCAGCAGUGGGGCUGUUCAUGAAACGAUAGCUCAGUGUCUAGAGGCUCUCAAACUGGCCACCAAACUGCAGACACUCAGCCAGAGAGAUCUGGCUGCAGAUGUUGGACGAGAAUGUUUUAGUGAGCUCAGAAGAAAGGGACAGAAUGGCUCUGGAUCUCACACAACCAUACCACAUCUUGGGGUCACUAACCUGUCAGUAGAGGCGGUCCAGUCGUACCUGCGUUCCUCAUGGCUCCUCCUCCACCACUUCCCGCCUCCCUCUCUUUUUCCCCACAUCUGCUCACUGCUCGCUCAGUCACUUGGCCAAACCGAUCCCAUCACUACUGCGAUGCCACAUGCACAGUCACUGGGGGUGUCCACUCGCCACCAUAUGACCCGUCAUGUGGUUAGCCAAUUCAGGAAGCUGAAGAAAUCUUGUAAUGAUGUAACAGAAGGUCUUGGUGCUCUGAGUCUGGAGGAAAUGUCUGGGGCAACCCAGUCUCAGAAACUCUCUGCACUAGAGCAGACAUUUUCCUUCAACUCAUCGCACCCAACACAGUUCCCACAGACACACUGUCACCAGUUCACACAGCAGCUGAAAGAUCUGCCACCAGGAAUAACAGUGUGCAUGCUUUCGCUCACGGGUGUCUAUCUUGACGAAAUCGGCAGCACUAUUCUUCUGACCCGACUGGAGCGCGGCUCUAACCCAAUCACUGUUCGAAUCCCUACUGCAAACAGAAAGCGCUCUGUUGCUGUGCUGUUGGAAGAAAUGGAUGGAGUAUUGAAGGGGCAGAAGGAAGUGAGCACGGUGGCUGAGAAAUCGCAGUGGUGGGAAGGAAGAAAAGCUUUGGAUGUUCGUGUGGAGGUGAGAGACAUAAUCUUUGAUAGUUUGCAGAAACUAAUUAUGAAAAUGUUAGAAGAGAUGGAAGAGGCUUUAGGUGUGUGGCGCACUCUACUCCUGCCUUUGACCUCUGACCCUGAGCUUGAAGUUCAUGUAAAGCGUUUCCAAAAGGCACUGAAAGGAACCAAGAUCACACAGGACACUCUGAAGGUGGUUCUCUCAGCAUCUCCACUCCUGUCCCUGCCAGAGCUGCAGUGCCUUGUGGAAGGGAUGGGUCAGCAGGACAAGGACUUCCUGAGGCUUCUGCAGGGUGGUGUGGCUGAACUGAGAGGAAGGGAGGAGCCAUAGGGACAUACAGUUCUCAUCUUAGACAAGUUCUUGCAGAGGUUGCCAUGGGAGAACAUUGCUAUUCUGAAGUCUCGUUCUGUCACUCGCAUGCCCUCAUUACAUGCAGUACUUGGACACAGUUGUCUGAGAGAGAUUGAUUCAAGUUGUGUUCUGUCCUGUGGUGUGAAUCCGAAGAAAGUUUACUAUGUGCUAAACCCAGAUGGAAACCUUCCUGACACUGAAAAUCGCUUUAAAGAAUGGUUUACUGGGUGAGUUCACAAAAUGUGC